Elgaria multicarinata webbii is the source of this 431-nucleotide messenger RNA. Its product is annotated as beta-defensin 13-like. Gene Ontology annotation, cellular component: extracellular region. Gene Ontology annotation, molecular function: CCR6 chemokine receptor binding; chemoattractant activity. Gene Ontology annotation, biological process: cell chemotaxis; defense response to bacterium. The transcript is spliced from 2 exons. Bases 98 to 280 code for a protein of 60 amino acids. Lineage: Eukaryota; Metazoa; Chordata; Lepidosauria; Squamata; Anguidae. The record is from RefSeq and is a predicted model, not a curated record.
UUCGCCAACCUCCUAUAAAUGCAGAGAUAAGGUCCUAGUUUCCACUCCGCAAGACUCCCCUGCUCCUGAGAUCUCAGCUCAGUCGUCCGAAGGCAUCAUGAGGCUCCUUUACCUGCUUGGCUUCCUCCUCCUCUUCCUCUACCAGGCUGCACCAGCAAUGGGAGUCCCUCAUACUACUCAGCAGUGCCUGAACCGUGGUGGCCACUGCCGGAGACAAUGCUUCAACAAUGAAAGGCGGGUGGGCACUUGCAACACUGCGCAGGUUCACUGCUGCAGGUGAAGGAAGGCCGCAGCGGCAGCAGAAACGGACAGAGAAAUGGACAGGGCACUUCCAAAGCCCCUCAAACUGGAUGCCUUCUUUAGCAGAAAAAUAAUAAUAACCAAAAAUCAUGUGUGGUUUUACUAUAUCAUUAAAUAAACUGUGCACUUAA